UGCUUUUGCUCCGUUGUGAAUCUGAAAACCUUUGCGGGACAAAAAGGGAGGGUUGUACUCGAUUUAGGAUCCAUCCCAUUCUGUGCGGCGAUCAUUCUGAUACCGCGGCGGAGGGGGUGGCUGGGGCGGAUUGUUUAGUUUUUCAUGGUGACAGUAGUUUUGCAAUGGAGGAAGUUUUCGGCCAACGUGGGACCGAGUGGAGAAGGUGCAAGGAAGGCCGCUUGUUCGACUGGACGGUGCCGACUGGUCACGGGGGGCAAGCAGAGUUGUGUCCGCAAAGAAGCCGCAGCAAGAUUGGAUUCCGCCGAGAAUUGCGGCAUUCUCCGCCUGAAAAUCGGCGUUCAGUCUGCUCUAAAACCUCUUGCCUCUCAUUCGAAUUGUUUGAGUUUGAGAAUAAGUUAAGACUGAAGGUUUGUUUCUUCGAGGUUAGUUUCUGAGCUCCUUGCACCGUUAUUUCCCCCCGCAGAGACAGAGACAGAGACAAGUUUGAUUCCUCGAGUUGGAGUGGCAUAACAAGGGGGAGAGGGAGCGGAGGAGAUUUGUGGUCUGCGUUAAGUUUCCAGGAGCUGUCAGGGGAGCUUGGAGUUUAGUGACAUCACGGAAAAGCCCUGUUCUGAUCAGAUCUGCUUAAUAUAAACCAGAAGAGAGAUCACAGAGAAUUAGAACCAGAGCGACAGUAUAAUCAUAGAGGAUUAUACAUAAAUCAGCAAACACCAGGCACCCUCGACUAGAAAUAAGCCAGAACGCCGGAGCGUUCGGGAGAAGGCAGCAGGAUCAGUCUGUGUGUGUGUGUGUGGAGUGAACCAUGACAUUGAACGACGCCAGACGGCGCAGUGGGUCGUCGCUGAGGCCGGUACACCAGCGCUGGAGCAUCCCGGCGGACGGCAGGCAGCUGUGGACGGGCAGUGCCCACAUGGUGCGCUCCAGGUCCUGCCUCCAUCCUACAGAACCUUACAGGGCGAGCUGGUCCUCUGAGUCCUCCGACUCCGUCAUCUCUACCGACUCCGGCAACAGUCUGUACAGAGUGGUCCUCAUCGGCGAAGCGGGGGUCGGCAAGUCCACUUUGACCAGUAUAUUCGCCGGUUUGCAGAAUAACACAGACAACUGGGACAUGUUAGGGGAAGACACCUAUGAACGAACGAUUACAGUUGAUGGCGAGGGCACUACUCUUAUUGUAAUGGAUACAUGGGAAAACAAGGAUGAAGAUAACUGGGUACAGGAUCACUGUAUGCAGAUAGGAGACGCAUACCUUAUCGUCUACUCCAUCACAGACAGAGCAAGCUUUGAGAAAGCUUCUGAGCUUCGCAUCCAGCUCCGGAGAAUCCGACAGGCUGAAGAUAUUCCAAUUAUACUAGUUGGGAAUAAGUGUGAUCUUGUGCGCUGCCGGGAAGUAUCUGUGGCAGAGGGGAGAUCUUGUGCUGUUGUUUUUGACUGCAAAUUCAUCGAGACUUCUGCUGCAGUCCAGCAUAACGUACAGGAGCUCUUUGAAGGAAUCGUGCGACAGGUCCGGCUUAGGAGAGACAGCAAAGAAGUGAACGAGCGAAGAAUGGCCCAAUACAAAAGGAGAGAAAGCUUUCCCAGGAAAGCCCGGCGCUUUUUGGAUAGACUAGUCGCAAAAAACAAUAAAAAGAUGGCUUAUAAAGUGCGAUCAAAAUCUUGUCAUGACCUUUCUGUACUAUAAAAAAACAUGGAUUGCCAUAGUUUAAAUGGUGACAGUUAAAUUAGCAGGCUAUUAUUAUGAAGGUUUUGGUUAAUCAAUCUAUAUUAGAUUACAUACUUGGACUCAAUUGGUUUGCAGUUGUGUCUAAUUUUAGAGUUGUGUUUGAAUACAUGAUAGCACCACUUCUAUAUUGGUGAAUAUUCCCCCAUUGUUUGUCAAUGAAAAGUUUUCAAUAUCAUUUUAUGAUAUUGCAUCUGUUGUAGGAGCUUGUUUAGUGUUUAUGUUCCUGAAAUGAAUUCUGGGGAUGAUUAAACUUCGGACAAUUUUGGCAUAAAACAGCUUUUCAACCUUGCAAUAAACAGCAGGGUCUUUUGCCCCUGUAUUGCAUUGUACAUCUAGUUGCUGAGAGGGGAUCAAAAGCAUUUCCUGAUUAUGACAAUCUGUCAUAACUUGCUGCAUGAUCACAAGUUAAUAAGGUGGGCAAGAAAUUUGUUUUAAGGUCUCUGGGAUGUUGCCUCUACAUUGGUCUAUAAUUGAUAAUCAGCCACCAGUUGGAAUGAUUUAUCUGAUAUCGAUCAUCCUAUCACCUGUAUUGAACAAACAAAUGUUCUUCUGCCAGUGGCUCAGUUGUAGAACUGGAAGGGCAGACAGGAUGAAUCUGCCUAUUUAACACAUAAACAUCCCAACAUGCAGUGCCCAGAGCCGUGGUAACCACCAUUAUAUAAAAAUGCCAUGAAAUCUAAAAUACAAAAUUACAAUUUUAUGAAGCCAUUCAACCCAUCACACUUGUCCCUUGUGUCUAUUUGUUCCCAUCCUCGAAAUACUCUUUCAUCUUUGGAUAAAUUUCAAUCUUCAGUAGUUAUUCAGUUUUUCACUGCCACUGUUGAGAUUGUAUUCCAUUUAAUAUUGUUUGUAUGAAGAAAUAAUUUGAAUAAACCAGCAUUUUUCUAAACUCUCUCUUUCAAAUAACUUUCAUUUUUAACUGUCAUAUAUUUUCAUAUAUAUUUUUCCAGGAAAGAUUUGUGCAUUUAUUAUGAAUAAUUCAACCAAAAGUCUUUUUUAAUAUUGUUAAUAUUAAUGUUGACAAAACGUUGUAUUUAUGAUGGACGUUUCUGAUUAUAAUCCAUUUUCAAACAGAACAAUGUUUAUUAAUUUUAUUAUGAACUUCAGUAUAUAACUUUGUGUACAGUGUGCGAGUUUGAAUCUUUUUUUGUGUAUAUUGGUGUCUGUAAGUCUGUCGGUUUCCAAGAUUAGGCCUAAUAGGGUCCAAUAUGAGAAAUAAAUUCUGGUUUCUCAAAAUAUUGAAUUAAACUCAGUCAACCAGAAAAAAAAUCCCAUCAAAAUUCACUUCUUGGCUAAAUUUGCCACUGAGUUCUUACUAAGUAUACUUACUGAGAACAAUUUUUAUUAGUUAUUCAGCAAUUUUGACUUUGUGUUUUCAUUGUGAAGGCUUAAUAACAACACGAGAAAUGAAACGUUUUGUGAUUUUUAUCUCCAUUGAAGUUGGUAAUUGUGUGCAAUAGUUGGUGUAUAAAAUAGAGCUGGUCACUCGGUGAGAGAUGUGACCAACAAUGUCGUGUUGCGCGGAACAAUAUCGCUAGUUUCCCUGCUCCAGGUGAACUUGCCUCAGACUAGAUGAAUAUUGCAUUCUACCUGGUCUUCAUUGUACAUCUGGGUAUGCUGCCACAGUCAGAUAAGUUUAAAUACGUCUUUGAUUGGUUGGGAAUGGGUGGGGAGUGAGACUCAGCUAACUAACAAAUAAGAGACUGACCAUGAUUCAGAAUGGUCAAGGCAAUUACAAAUCAUUUUGGAAAAUACAGAACAACAGUGUUAUUAAAGCAUUCUGAUAUUUAAUAUGAUAGAAAAAUAGUGAUAGAAAAGAACCAAAAGAUUGCUCAACAAAAGUGCUGCAGUAACCCAUUUAUUUUAAACUUUUUUGGUAAAACCACAGAUCAAUUUAUUCUGGUCUAAUUGACUGCCUAUUUUAAAUAUUGCUUUUAAAAUAAUUCUUCACCUGGAAAUAUUUCAAUAGAAGUGUGAGGUAGAAGUUUGACUUUGAAUGAACAUUAUAAUCCAGUUUUGAGAUUGGUCCCCUAUUAUGUAGCUCUAGUUUGAAGUCACUUUUUGUAAAGGAAAUUGUUAAAUAUUAUUUCUCAGUUUCAAGAUCUUCCUUUAAUUGAUGCCAUGAUAUAUGUUUAAUAUUUCAUUACCACACUAUUCAAUGACUAAAUAUAUGGUUUAUUGUUCAUACUGGAAUCUUC
This is a messenger RNA of Pristis pectinata (smalltooth sawfish), 3921 nucleotides long. RefSeq names its product GTP binding protein overexpressed in skeletal muscle (gene gem). The transcript is spliced from 5 exons. Bases 806 to 1681 code for a protein of 291 amino acids. Gene Ontology annotation, cellular component: plasma membrane. Gene Ontology annotation, biological process: negative regulation of high voltage-gated calcium channel activity. Gene Ontology annotation, molecular function: calcium channel regulator activity; GTPase activity; GTP binding. Lineage: Eukaryota; Metazoa; Chordata; Chondrichthyes; Rhinopristiformes; Pristidae. The record is from RefSeq and is a predicted model, not a curated record.